Molecule: messenger RNA, 3742 nt
Organism: Homalodisca vitripennis (glassy-winged sharpshooter)
Lineage: Eukaryota; Metazoa; Arthropoda; Insecta; Hemiptera; Cicadellidae
Product: transmembrane protein 185B
Exons: 6
Coding region: 363-1382 (339 amino acids)
Source: RefSeq, a predicted model, not a curated record
CCAUAUAGCCACAGGGAAUAUUUACGACUUACGUUAUUAUUACCAAACUUCAAGCAAGAGUAAGGUUAUGGUUUAGUUCUGAGAUGGUCGUAUUGACUUUGGUUGGUUUGAUUAGAAAAGACUAAACAGAUUUUAGUUUAACUUCAGUGUUAUUUUGUGGAAAUAAUUGAAAAUAUAUAACUAUCCUUUCUUAAUUUAUUGAGAAGACCCAUUCUUCAGUUCAUAAAAAUAUGUUAUUGUUGUCUUUAUGUACAGUGUGUGAAUAUUUAUUUUCUGUUUCGACGCAGUUAUAAAGUUGCAGAAUUCUUAGACGAACUAGAUUUUGUUAAAAAUGUGAUAAAACAGGUUAAGCUUUAUCAAGAAUGAAUCUUCAGACAUUAUUUCAAGAUUUUAACCCAAGCAAAUUCAUUGUACACUCAUCACUUCUGGUGUUUACGGCCUUGUUUGCUCUCCGGCUCGAUGAUUCAAUUGAUUGGAGCUAUUGGACAGUAUUUUCUCCAAUAUGGUUCUGGAAAUUCAUGGUCAUUUGUGGUGCUACUGUUGGUAGCUAUGUUUGGUGGAGAUAUCCCCACUUCAGACUGGAAGGGGAAGCUUACGUGCAUUAUAAAGCCAUGCUCAUCAGCCUUGCUCUUCACCUUAUUCUGCUGAUGUUCGAGCUCCUGGUGUGUGACAAGCUGCAGACUGGUCGACAUCUCUGGAUACUUGUCUUCAUUCCUCUGAUUUUCAUCUCCAUCGUGUCCAUUGCAGUUUGCAUAUGGGCUGUAAAACAUGAUCGGUCCUUUGAGUUGGAGUUGUUUUGUGCUGUGAAUAUGCUACAAUUCAUCUUUCUCUCUCUAAGACUGGAUGGUUUUACUUCCUGGAGCUGGGAGGUUGUUUUUGUACCACUUUGGAUCGUACUCUGUUUAAGCCUCGUUGGGGUGUUGUACACAAUUAUAUUCGCUGGAAUAUUGUUACGAACACCACAAGUGAACGCUAAACAGAGGCGAUCGUGGUUCAAUUCAGCCUUAGCUUACACAUUUCUUGUAGUACCCAUAUUAGUAUUUCAGGUGCUCUUGACCAAUAAAUUGGAUGGAGACAUCAACAUGACCUACACUGGAAUCGUGACUCCUCUCUUUGUGUCCUUCACAACACUCAUUCUGAUGUCAUUUAGUGCCAAGGGUGGAAAUAAAUGGUGGUUCGGGAUACGUAAAGAUUUUUCACAAUUCCUACUGAGCAUAUUCCCUUUCCUACAAGAAUAUGCAAACAUCGCUUACUCCUCAGGACGCACAUCAGAGAAUAGUGACCGAGAGAGCAACGAGAAUAGUCCCAAAGAGAAGGGCCAUAAGAAAAGUGAGCUCAACAAGCCUGUCGUGCCAGUCAUCUCAAUAGAUAUGCCAGAUUGAACAUUGUUUGAUCUAUUUCAAUAGCCGUUGUUUAAAAAUUGUCUGCUUGUACCUACAGUGUUUUUCUACCACCAGCCAAAUAUCUUUACAUUUAUGUGGAGUUAAUGUUGAAUGAUAGCUUUUGAGGGGUAUAAAAAAUUUUGACAUUCAAUUUUAUUUUUAUAGCAUAAUAGUUCUACAUUUUGGAGAUAUGUAACUUUUGUUAUAAUAUGAUAUGGUUGUUAAUAAGUCAUUCACUGAAUGAUGUUUGCUCAAUUAGGCCCAUUUAAAAUUAGCUCACUUUUGUAAUGGCAACUUAUUUAUUGUGAAAUGGGCAAAAAUAUGGUAAGCUUGGCACAUCUUUUUAGAAAAUCCAAUAAUUAGUACAAUAGUUUUUAGAAAAAUAUCCGUACACACAUGUAUUGUUUCUUUCAAUCGUUGCAGAGUACUUAAUUUUACCUUAAUUUUGAAAUUAUGCUUGUAUCCUAUUCACAGCAACACUACAGAAUUGAAUUUUGAUUAUAAACUUGGUCAUGGGUGGUAAGUACAUAUAUAGUUGUCUUCAUAGAAAUAAAGAACUUCAGAAGUUGCCAAAAUAUAAUUACCUGAUUUUAUAUUAGUGUAGUAUGAAAACAUAAUAUAGAAAUUUUACAAUUUAAUAUGUCAAUUUAAUGCUUUUUACAUUAUAAUACCACUUUAGCACAAGUGCUAAAGUUUAAAACGUUAUCUCACCAAAAAUGUUAGAAAGAAAUUAUUUCUUUAAGUCAGCUGACUCCACAUUGUAGCAUAAUUUACUGAUCUGAGUUUAAUUACAUAAUCAGAUGAAAGUGCAAGAAAUUAAUUAAGUAAAGGAGAAUAAAAACACUCAAUGAUAACAAAGGAAAUAAAUAUCAGACCCAUAUAAUUGGUUUUUGAACAAGGGCACAGAUAAUAUAUCCACCUCUGUAUUAAAACAGAUUUAACCCCAGAUUACCAUGACCUAUUGCUAUAUGUUAAUUAAGAAUUGGGUGUGUGAACAAGCUGAACAAGUGUUCCUUACCUAAUAAAGGAAUAAUAUCAGAUUGCACAAUAAGUAUGAAUAGUGUAAUAUAAAUUAUUAGUUAUUUAAAAUUUUACUUUGUUAUAGUAGCUCAAGUAUUUGCAAAAAAAGUAUAAGUUUCAAUAAAGACUUAUAAUAGUAAUUUAACCACAGUCAAAGAAAGCAAGAGUCCAUCUUCAGAUAGUUGAAAAAGUACUGGAUUUAUUACAACAGUUAUAGAACUAUGACUUUUUAAAUCCAAUAAAUAGUGUGACAAAUUGAUAAAAAUGGCAUAUUUUUUAUAAAUUCAGUAGUUUUUUCUGAGUGAUCCUAGUACCAUAAUGCAUUACAAAAGUUUAAACUGCAAUUUUGAGUUACCAUAACAAUAGUAUUAAACAUUUAUAAUGUGAUUGAGGUUGAUUCAUUUUAUACAUAGAUACUGUAAUAAUCUUUCUGUAUCAGGAAAUGUUUUAGCAAGCUUUUGUUAUUUGUAUUAUUUGUUGAUAUAACUACAUGACUUGGUAAAUAAGCAUUAGAAAUUAUGAUAUUUUUAUAUACAUAAUAAGGUUUUGGAAUAUUUGUUAUAAUUUUAAUUUGUUGCGUAUAAAUAAAAUGCAAGAAUACAAUUAAGUUUGUACACUCAUUAAGGUAAAAUUUUGACUGUAAAUAAGCUAAAAGUCCAGUGAUUAAUAACAUUAUCUCAGAAACAUUAAAGUAUAAAGCAUGCUUUGUGCCGUAACAUGCAAAAGUAGUUAUAAUUUAAUCUUUAAUUAAUAAGAAAUUUAUAUUUUUGAAAGCAUGAGUUCAUAUUCAAAGCUUUAACUUCUCAUGUUCUGUCUAUAAGUUUGUCAUGUUUUUGAAUAAAUCACCAGUUUAAAUGGAACAAUAUGGUAUGAUUAACUGUCCAUUUAUCACAAUCUAAAAGGCACUGCAAAACCUGAAUGUUAUCUUUUAUCAGUGUUAAUAAAGUACAUAAUUUAUUUGUAUAUAUUUGUAAAAUAGUUAUUAAGACGAGUUUUGUACUAAGAUAUGAAAUAAUAUUGUACAUAAUAGCCAACAAACAUGAAUAGAAAGUGAUAUGGUCACUGGUCUUGUAAAACCACAUACUCUGCCUUGACUUUUUGAAAGAUUUUCACUUAGUUCCUGUUUAAUUUUACAAUUAUAAACUGAAAUGUAAGUUCUUUUGCUCAAAAAUCAAAUGAUUACCAAACUGUCUAGAAAACUAAAUUUGGUCUUAUGGAUUGGAAUUAUUUAUUUAUUUACAUUUUCUUUUAAUUUGCAUUUCACCAGAGAAUUAAUAGUAUGUAAUUAUUUGAAUGUUGUUGUACCAUACAAAAUAAAAAUAUUGUUGUCACUAUGUGAA